AUUUUCGAAAGCGACAUCUACCGUAAACAAUACAACGUGAUGACUAUUCCAUCAACAGAUAAAAACUACCUUGAAGUGGUAAGUGAGAAGAAAUUUUACAAAAAAAAGCUACAAUUAGAUCAAAGUGUUUAUGAGAUAGAGAAAAUUCUCAUAAAUUACAUUUUUUAUAAUAAAAUGUACAAUUUUCACUUAAUUCCCCGUUUAUCGCUCUUUUACUUCCAUUAGUUACUCACGAAUAAAGAUGAUGAAACUUGUAAAACGUUUGUUUUUCACGAAGAAAAUCAUACUCUUGGAAACUCUCUUCGAUGGAUAAUAAUGAAAAAUCCGAAAGUCGACCUAUGCGGCUAUAGUGUUCCUCAUCCAUCUGAACAGAAAAUAAACUUUCGUAUUCAAACUAAAGGUGAAGAAGCUGCCGUUGUUCUUCGAGAAGGUCUUCAAGAUUUAAGCAAUUUAUGCGAGCACGCCUUAAAUACAUUUAAGUCUAAAUAUAAGGAACAUGAAAACAAAAAAACAGAAAAUAUGGACGUCUCUUAA
Molecule: messenger RNA, 534 nt
Organism: Dimorphilus gyrociliatus
Lineage: Eukaryota; Metazoa; Annelida; Polychaeta; Dinophilidae
Source: the annotation of a GenBank genome assembly